AGUCAAAUAAAGAUACCACUGAAGAAAAGAACCAGGAUAAAAUAAAUACCACACAGCCUGUUAUGACACAUGAUAAGAUUGAAACUGAUCAAGAUGACAUAUGUGAGAUUGCAGACCAUAACAAAUAUAGAUUACGUCCAAAACAGAUUGAAAAGGAAAAUAUAAAGAUUUUAAAUGAAGUACUACCAAGCAACACUGAAGAUUAUGAUAGUUUUACUAAUUCACAAAAGAACUCCCAGACCACAAACUCCCAGACUUCUAAUUGGAGUGAUUGUAGUGAACUUGCACUGGAGAAAGUUAAUGUGGUAAUGGAAUCAAUCAAUGUGAGCCCCUUACGUUCUACACUUCAAAAGAUGUUAAAGAUGUAAAAGAUUCAACAAUCAGGUAUUACAAGCGGAAAGCACAUGAAUCUAUUGAUUCAUUGUUGGAUUUUAUGGCUCCAAAACAAGGACACUUACUUAAAGAUGAAGUUUUAACUAAAAACAGAGACAAAUCUUUACCAACAGACAGUGAUAUGAUAGAAGAUCUAUCAAAACUCUACAUGGAAACAGUGGACAAUUCCUUAAAAAUGCAAAUUCUAUCUGUUAUCACAAAUAGACUAACCAAAGCAGAACUUCAAAUAGCAAUACCAGGUAUAACAAUGUAUCGUAUAGACCAGGCACGACUUCAUUUCAAUACCUCUACAAAUUUGGGUCUACAAGUCAAAAAUAAAAUAAAAGUACCACGUCAAAGAAUGGAUGAUAGCAAGCUGGAACAUGCCAUAAGUUUUUUUUUGACAUUUCAGUUAUGCAGCUAGUAUCCUAUGGUACAAGAGAUUUGAAAUUGGAUUCAGGGGAAAAUAUUACUAUACCAGAUGUAAUCAGAACAACAAAUCACUCCAAAAUUAUAGACCUGUACUUUUCAUACUGCACAGAAUCAAAUUUUGAACCACUUUCUAAAUCAACUUUAUUUAAAAUUCUAAAUACUUGGGCUGCUACUAAUUGCACCAAUUUACACGGUUUAGACAAUAUUGCAGCUGAGGGAAUUGAAGGUUUUGAAUCACUAAAAGAAAUUUCAAAACAGAUUUAUGAAAGAUCCAUUCUAUCAACUGAAGAACAUGAACAGAUACAAAAAAAUAUCACAUCAGCAAAACUUUAUUUCAAAACCGAUUAUAAACUUCAUCUGGAAAAAGACUGCCUGUGUGCUGACCAUUGUCUUCAAUGGCUUUUGAGUGACCCUGAAAACUGUCAUUUUCAAAGUCCCUGUGAGCACAUUCAUACAUUAGUGUGUGAUAGGUGUGAAAUGUUACAUGGCAUAGAGCAUGAUGUGUUCAAAGGUAUUGGUAAGAUGGGAGAUGAUGACUUCAAAGAGGAUACCACCAAAAACUUCCAGGAUGCAUUACAGAAAAUCAAUGACUGGAAAGCUCAUAUUGCUAGAAAUGUUAAUCAAGAUCUUUUUAGAAUUCAAAAGCUGGAUAAUUUAAAGCGAUUUGAAGGAGUUUGAGUGAUGGACUGGGCCAUGAAAUUUCUACCAAUGAGAUACAGAGAGAAACAAACAGAUUGGUUUGGCCAAAGGGGAAAACAUUGGCAUGUCAGUGUCUGCAUUUAUAGAGAUGAAAGUGGUGAAAUUGGGCAUAGGACAUUUACUCAUGUUCUUGAGAAUGUUAAAUACGAUUGGUUUGCAGUGGCAUCACUGUUGGAACACGUGCUGCAAACAGUUACAAUCCAACUACCUCAGGUGACAGAUAUGUUUCUUCGCUCUGAUAACGCAGGCUGCUACCAUUGCGGACAUUUAUGGAUUGCUUUUCCUCAAAUUAGCAAUAGAACAGGUAUUCAAAUAAAGCAAUAUUCAUAUUCAGAGGCUCAGGAUGGAAAGUCCUACUGUGACUCAAAAAUUGCUCAUAUGAGAACCAAGAUGAGAUCCUUUGUGGCAACUGAAAAUAACAUUUUAAAUGCAGAUGACAUGAAAACUGCAAUUGAUUAUGGAAAAGGUGUAGCUGGAUGUCAAGUGGCCCAUGUUAUUGUUGAAACGUCAAAACAUGUUCUCAAGACUCAUAAUUUAAAAAAUGUCACACAUUACAACGAUGUUCAGUACACAGAAUCUGGUGUUGUAUUCAGAAAAGCUUAUGGUAUUGGGGAUGGGUUGUCAAUGACUUAUAGUGAGUUAACCAAAUUAUCAGGCCAUUGUCAAAAUGAAACUGGAUGUACUCUUGUAACAGAUUUUGUUCUGCCAUCAAAGGUCAAAGGAAAGAUCAAGUUAACAAAAGCUGAAAGUAAUGCUGUAGAAAAUGAAAUGAGUACUGAGACCACAACAAUAAGACCAGUCAGUUCAUCUGCUUUACAGACAACACUCUCCUUUGAUUGCCCAGAACCAGCUUGUAUUAAGCAUUAUGCUUCCUACAGAACUCUAGAAAAUCAUGUUCUAUUAGGUACACAUGAUUUAAGAUUAGAAAGAGAAUCCGUAUAUGAUAUCAUUCGCAAGCAAUGGGCAGAACUCUGCAACAAUGUCAUUGUUACAAGGAAGAAAAAUGUUGCCAGCCAAUGUACAGAUAAUCAACAAGCUGUAGAAACCAUUCCUAUGGGUUGGGCAUUAAAAAGGGCCAGAAAGGUGAAUAGAUUUCCUACCAAGAUAAAAAACUUCCUUAUUAAGAAAUUCAAUGAAGGAGAGAAAGUAAAAACAAAUGCAGUCCAGAUGAUGUCGCAUCAGAAAUGAAAUCUAUGAGGGAUACUGAGGGCAGACGGGUUUUUCAGUUAAAUGAAUGCUUGAAUAGUACUCAAAUUACAUCUUUCUUCUCUCGAUUGGUAUCAGCUAAUGCAAGUAACAACAACAAAAUAGUACCUGAAGAUGAUGACUUGGUAGCUGCUGCUGUUGCAAUAAAUCAAUCUGAAUUAAUUGAAUCAGUUAACUCUGCAAAUCCAACAAAUGACUGUUAAAAUAUAGUGCAUAAACUUUAAAGCUUGUUAUUAAGGUUCCUUAGAUCAGUUUCCUUAGAAAGUAAUUGGAAAAUAAAGUCUUCAGGACUGUGCCCUCAUAUUAAAAUGAUAUUAUUUGUAUUCAUUUUUUUCUUGAGAAGCUGUACCACAUACCCUGGGUCCCUGUUGAUACAGCUCCUCAGAGAUUCUGCUUACUUUGAUAUCAAAUAUGCUUUAGAAUAAGAACGAUUUACGUCACAUGUUAUUUUAUUCAAUGUUUGAGAGGAGACAAAUGGUAGACAAAUUAAAAUGCUUUCUAUUAUGUUCUUAGUUAUCUAUGUAUAUUGAUGUUCACACAAUUUACAGUUCUGGUUUAUUUGUUCAAAUAAGCUAGAUAUGUCAUAAUGAACAUUGAUAGAUGAAAAGCUUUUUUUUUGUUUUUGCAGUCAACUUAUUUUAGACAUUAGAAGUUUGUUUAAAUCACAUUUGAUUAUAAGCCUUAAUGUCUAUCU
Messenger RNA from Mytilus californianus (California mussel), 3403 nucleotides. RefSeq lists its product as uncharacterized. Bases 1486 to 2691 code for a protein of 401 amino acids. The transcript has 7 exons. Lineage: Eukaryota; Metazoa; Mollusca; Bivalvia; Mytilida; Mytilidae. The record is from RefSeq and is a predicted model, not a curated record.